AUGCACACAAUUUCCGCUCUGCUAAUAUUCACUGUUUGUCUUGCAAGUUGUGUUACCUCAUCCCCAAUUUGCACAAAUGGUUUCACACUGAUCAACAACAAAUGCUUGAAACUAUUCAGUACCCCAGUGAAUCAUACAACUGCUGAAAAAUCAUGUGGUAGUUUUGGAGCAACUCUUGUUCAGGCCAAAAAUAAUAUUGAUAACCAAGCCAUCGCGACUAUUGCUGGAUCUGGAAGUUCUACAUUAAUAUGGCUCGGAUUGUAUUGCUUCGAAAGUGAUCCUUCCCAAUGUUUUUGGGAUGAUGAAACUGGCUCGGCACACACAUACAACAACUUUUCCAGUGGUUUUCCGAUCGUCGAACUUGGUCAAUGUGUGUAUUAUUCUACACAAGGAGUAUUAACUGGCAAAUGGCUCAGCGAGAAUUGUGAAAGCCAGCGCAUUUCUUAUAUUUGUGAACUACCAACAACGAUCGCAGAUAGCUGCAAAUACAACUACAACGGGUACUGCUACACAUUCAGUACUGCUGAUGCACCAUUCUCAACUGCACAGGGAAUUUGCGCACAAAGUUGUGGAAACCUUGCAUCUAUUCAUUCUUCAAAUGAAGCUCGAUAUCUUACUACCUUUGCGCCAGAAGGGUAUUACUAUAUUGGAGCGGUAUGGCAUCAUGACUCCAGUCUCAUCUGGUUAGAUCGUUCUGCGUGGGACUACAGUGACAUCGAUCCAAUAUUUCCUCGAGUUGAUUACUGUUUGAAAAUGUCGGCGUUCAACGGUUAUCCGACUGGAAUGUGGUACAGUAACAACUGCGUCGACAAUAAUAAAUACGUGUGCAAACGUCCAGCCGGUGUGCAAUGCCCAGCUGUACCGCCAACAACUGUGGCACCAAGUUCAUCAUACUGCAACGCAGGGCGACUGAUGAAUAAUGCAGUUAUCACCUCUCCAAACUACCCAGAAAACUACUUCAACAAUGCAAACUGCACUUAUACACUGUCCACAUUGGGAUCAUAUAAGAUAAUUCUAGUAUUUUAUGAUUUCAGACUUGAGGCUGGACGUGAUUUUGUGACCGUUUACGAUGGCGAAACGACAAGUAGUCCAGUUUUGGCAGCACGUCUCAGUGGUACUAUCAAAGGUGGAUUUUCAUAUACAUCGACUGGAAAUAACAUGCUUGUAACUUUCACAUCAGAUGCCAGUAUUGUUGGCCCAGGUUUUACGGCAAGGUUUACUUCUGUGAUUUACAGACCGUAG
Caenorhabditis elegans is the source of this 1242-nucleotide messenger RNA. It is a transcript of the gene clec-15, whose product is annotated as C-type LECtin. Gene Ontology annotation, molecular function: carbohydrate binding. The record is from RefSeq and is marked reviewed. The transcript is spliced from 4 exons. Lineage: Eukaryota; Metazoa; Nematoda; Chromadorea; Rhabditida; Rhabditidae. Bases 1 to 1242 code for a protein of 413 amino acids.